AAAACAUCUGUGUCAAGGAAAUCAAAGGGGGCAAUUGAGGAGGAGUUAUCUAAGCUAGUCAGUGCUCAUGAAAAAUUUGAAGAGAAAAGAUCAAGUACUGCUUCAGCUAUGAAUAACCUGGCUCAUUCCAAGAAUAUGGAGAUGUGGUUAUUCUUGAAAAACAAACCAGAUCGUGACGAUGAAGAUGAAGAAGCUUAUAAUAUGUUGAGGAAGAACCUGUUUGGAAAAUAAGACCUUCUCAAGAAGUUAUGAUUGUGUGUUUUCUUUCUGAUGUUUUUGUGUGCCGUUUGUUUAAUUUUGGAGUUGUGUGGGUGCCUAUGUUUGUUGAAUGUAUUAAUAAAAGUGAUGUUUAUGUUUGAAUAAAAUUGUUGUUUAUGUUUCAAUAAAGCCGAUUGAUAUUGACUUCUCACUGCAUAAUAGUACAAAAGAUACAAUUACUACUCACUGCAAAAACAAACAAAUGUUGAAUUGACCUUUCACUGCAAAAAAUACAAAGGAUGAAAUGACUACACCUGCAUAAUAAUACAAAAUAUGAAUUGACAACUCUCUGCACAUGCAUGCCCUAUGACACAUGUCUCUGCAAUUGCAUGUGAAUUCAAUUAUUUGAACAACUACCCUUCAUUAUAUAAACUGAUCAGAUGCACAUCAUAAGUAUACCUAUCAACAUUUCAAAAAUCAUAGCAUCCAAUGGAUCCUUUCCUAAAUGAGUUUAGUCUAGAAGAGUUCCAACAACAAUGGGAAAUAGAAGAAAAAAUACUUGAUAGGCAGCGAGAACUUCUUGAAGAAUUGCAAAGGAGAAGCGAACAACCACGUAAGAGGAAAUCCAUACAUAGAGAUCAUCAUGCAGCGCAUGAGAGACUCAUGGCCGACUACUUUGCCGAGUCAUGCACUUACACUGACGCCCAGUUCCGACGCAGGUAUCGAAUGAAAAGGCCUCUCUUUCUACGAAUUGUGGACUCUAUAUCAAAUUACGACGAUUACUUCACACAACGGCGCAAUAAUGCGGGCAAGCUUGGGUUAACGCCUAUCCAGAAGUGUACGGCUGUCAUAUGCAUGCUCGCAUAUGGAGUCGCAGCCGAUGCUUGUGAUGAGUACGUCAAGAUAGGAGAAUCCACUGCUAUCGAGUGUACUCGCAAGUUUUGCGAAGGGGUAAUAGCAUUGUUUCAAGAUGAAUACUUACGACGACCAAAUGUGGAAGACUUGCAGAGGUUGCUCCAAGUUGGACAGGAACGUGGAUUCCCAGGGAUGAUUGGAAGUAUUGAUUGCAUGCACUGGCAGUAAAAAAAUUAUCCUAAGGCUUGGCAAGGGCAGUUUACUAGUGGACACAAGGGGACGGCAACAGUUAUCCUCGAGGCAGUUGCGUCAUAUGAUUUGUGGAUAUGGCAUGUUUUUUCAGGGCUUCCUGGUAGUUUGAAUGACAUAAAUGUACUAGAUAGGUCACCGGUUUUUGACAACAUUGAGUCGGGUGAAGCUCCACGGGUAAACUUCACCGUGAAUGGGCGGGAGUACAAUCUUGCAUACUAUCUUGCCGACGGAAUCUACCCUAAGUGGCCUGUCUUCGUGCAGUCAAUUCAAAUGCCCCAAGGCAACAAACAUCAAUUUUUUGCCAAACAACAGGAAUCAUGCAGGAAGGACAUGGAACGCGCAUUCGGGGUACUCCAAGCACGCUUCGCUAUUGUCCGCCAACCAGCUAGAAUGUGGGAUCUUGAUGUCUUAGAAAAAAUAAUGAGGGCAUGCAUUAUUUUACAUAACAUGAUAGUAGAGGAUGAACGAGAUACGUAUUCGCGAAACUGGGAAAAUAUCGACUUUGAACCGUCGAACAAUGCUAGCUCUAGCGCCUCUUUCAAUGUUCAAACAGACGUGUUGCCGGAGUUUCAAGUCCAUGUUCAACACCGAUCUGAGGCAGAUAAUCAGACUAGAGCGGAACUACGAGAUAAGACCCAACAUAUUCAGCUGAAGAAGGAUCUCAUCGAGCACAUUUGGCAGAAGUUUGGGACAACCUCCGAUUAAAUUUUUACCAAUUUAGUGUGUG
Molecule: messenger RNA, 2032 nt
Organism: Asparagus officinalis (garden asparagus)
Lineage: Eukaryota; Viridiplantae; Streptophyta; Magnoliopsida; Asparagales; Asparagaceae
Exons: 1
Coding region: 688-1281 (197 amino acids)
Source: RefSeq, a predicted model, not a curated record